Messenger RNA from Trichobilharzia szidati, 3396 nucleotides. Lineage: Eukaryota; Metazoa; Platyhelminthes; Trematoda; Strigeidida; Schistosomatidae. The record is from the annotation of a GenBank genome assembly.
AUGGAUAAAGAAAUUUAUUUAAGUAGUAAACCGCCAUCUCAGUCGUCCUUAAACACUAAUAUUGAUUCUGAAAGAAAGGUGAAUAUCCAACCUGUGUCAGCUUCAUUGGAACCAGUGAAAAACGACUUGGAUUCUCAGGAGAAAGACAAAGAGAAUAAGCGAAAGAAAGUUCAAAAUAUGGGAUCUUUUUCAUCUGAUUAUGAAAAUGAAAAACAGAUGAAUAAUGAAAACGCUAAUCACAAUACACUGUCACCAUCAAAAUUGAAAGCAAAAUUGAAAGAAAGUGAAGAUGAACUAGCACAAUAUAAACGUCUAUACACUGAAGCAUUGAAAAGUAUUGAAGACUUGAAAAAUUCAUCAAAUGAUUUAACCGCACAAUUAUCAUCGCUUACAACUGAGAAUAUACGUUAUAAACAGGAUUGUGAUCGGGCUAGAGCUGAUCUAGAAUUGGCUGAAGAAAAUCGUCUACAAGCUGAACAACUUGUCAAGGUGAUCAGUACAAAGUUGGAGCUAGCAGAAAAACGACAUUUAUUAUUAUUAGAAUCUGUAAAGAAAACUCAAGAGAAAGAUGAUUGUGACAACGAUGGUGAACCAUCAUCAACAACAGACUAUGCAGCUUUAUACCCGAAUGCUCCAGAAGACCUAUUAACCCUGGUGAAUAAACUUCGAUCGACUAAUCAUUCUUUAACGCUACAGACUACUGAUUUACAAAAUGCACUAGAUGAUUUAAAAAAAGAGCUGGAAACUACUCAUGGCGCUCAGUUGAAAGCGGAGAAAACAAUUGAAAAGUUACGUGCUGAUUUACUUCGUGUACAAGAUGAACAUGAAACAGAUUAUGAAGCGACGCGUAGUGCUAAUCAAGUUAAAAUGAGACAAUUGGAAGAGACGCUGGAGGGUGUAAAGCAAGAGAAUGCUCGAUUGAACAGAGAGAAGCAUCAGUUGGAGCUGGAAAUAUCAGUGCUGAAUACAGAGUUAGCAAAUGCUACUACUUCUAAUGAUGAUGAUAUGGAACGUAAGUUGUUAAAAGAGCUGAAAUUAAUGAAAAAUCUUCUCGCUGAAAAAGAAGUCAUCAUUGUUCAGUUAACUUCUAAUUGUGAUGAUUAUAAAGAACAAAUUAGAAAGUUACGUGAUCGGAUCGAUGAAUUAGAUGAAUCAAACGACAAAACAAACCGUCAGAAACGUCGUCAACAAAGCGAACUGGAGGAGACGCAACAACAAUUGACAAGUGCACUUCGUACACAAAAACGGUUUGAAGAAGAGCUGUCUCGUUUAAGACGUCAACUUAAUGAGUUAGAAAAUCAAUUAGCUGAUCAAGAAGAUGCGCAUAAAGAAACUCGUGAUAAACUGACUGUUGCUUUAGCUGACAUCACUGUAAAUGAGGCUACAAUUCAAGCACAAAUGGAAGAAAUCAAUGCAUUUCUUAUAGAAAGAAAGAAACUACAAGCGCAAAUAGAUGAACUAAAAUUAGAAAUUAAUACAACUAGUAUAGAUCAGGUUCCUCGUAGUGAAUUAGAACGCUUAGAAACUAGAAUACGUGAACUGGAUCAACGUUUAGACAGUGAAAUCACCAAUCGUACACGUAUCCAAUAUUCACUUGAUCGUGCCAGGGAAUCAAUUGAACAGUUGACCAAUGAACGUGAUAAACUUAUCUCUUCCGAGGCUAGUGUACGUGAACAAAAUCGUAAAUUAUCCCGGCAACUGCGUUUAGCCCAACAAGAAGAAAGUGAAGCAACACGAAAAGCAACAAUGGCACAAAGAAGAGUUGAAGAAGCUCAAUUCGAUGUGCAUAAAGCAUUAGAUGAUGCUGCAUGUUCCCGUGCUGAAAUGAAUGCAUUACAAAGACGUAUACAAGAUUUAGAAGCGUAUAUUAAUAAGGCGAAACAUUUAAAAUUAGCUGGUGAUGCUGAUGAUGAUGACGAUGAUGUUGAUGUUGAUGGUGAUGAACUUGGAUUAUAUGAUUCAUCAGGUGGUGAUGAUGUUAUUGGUCUACGAAAAUUGAAAGGAUCUCAAGAUUUGAUAUUACGUUCUACUUUGAGAUCCUCUGCAGAAUAUUCUGCUUAUGGUUGUUGUUCCGAUGCUGAAGACGGUGUAAAUGGUGUUGGUGUCGGUGACGUUGAUGGUGAUAUGCCUAACAAUCAUGAGAAUAAUCAUUGCCUAACAGAAACAAAUGAGUCAAGAUGUCCUACUGUCACCACUACUACUACUACUACUACUACUAAAAAUAGUAAUAAUAGUAGUAUAAACACUAGCAAUCAUAAUAAUAAUAAUAAUGCUAUUAGCAAUGAUGGAUCCCCCAGUCGCUUCAAUCGUGGUCUGCUGCAUAAAUUUCACUUACUCAAUCGUGCUCUAUCUGAUGACAACCUACCCUAUUAUCCAAAUCGUUUAGCCUAUCAUAUGCUUAAAACUAAUACUGCCACAACUACGACUGCUUCUACUAUCACUGCCCGCUCACCAUCAAUUCUCAAUGAAUCAUCAUUACCAAUUAAUCCAGCAAACAUCAGUAAAAGUAAGAAUAAUAAUAAUAAAAAUAAAAAACAAAAUUCAAUUAAAAGUAAAAAAUACAAUUCACUUCCUACUGGUAAAAGUGUUUCACAAUCGAAUAGUCUUCAAUCUCUUAAAAAUGAUUCAUUAGAGACUCUGAAACCACAGACGUCUGAAGAAAAACUUAUCCAAUCCUCGAACUUUACAUCAACUAAUAGUUUCGAAACAGUGAAUACUUGUAGUAAUGAUACAGAGGUGAAUGUUAGUGCUAUCACUAGUACAACUACAACUGCUGCGACUACUAGUACCACUGUUGCUACUCCAAAUAAUGAGUACAUUUCAGAUGGUGGUAAAUCGAAUGAAACAUUGACAUUUUCUUCGAAUGUUUGUGUGCUAACUACACCGAGAUUUAAACAGACUGUCACUAUUAAACACCUUCAUCAUAAUUGUAUGCCAAAACCAAAUGUAGAUGUGGUAUAUCUUACAGAUAAUACGAAGAGAAAUAACAAUGAUACUGCUACUACUACUACUACUAAUAUUAGUUGUCGGCGUGCAAGUAAUGAUAGUAGUAGUGAUAUUGACAACAGCAACAACUAAGACACCACUGUCUAAUCAGUCCUUGGGUGUAUCACAGUAUUGUCGUCAUCGUCAGCUCGAGGUUGUGAUCAGUCAGAUGGUACAACAAACCGAAGUCAACUACUUCUUUCCUGUAAUUAAAAAAAUCAAAACUCUGAAUUUACUGUUUCACUGGGAUAAACAAGCUCAUUUCUGCCGCCAUCCCUGUUUCUCUCCCCCUCUGUCACUACCAUACUGUUGUUUGACUUCCAUGUUGUAUAAAAAAUGCCCGGUGACGUUAUUAAUACUCUGUUUUACUGUUUCUGAUAUCUUACACUCGCCUUUAUGUUGAGUUAAUCU